Molecule: messenger RNA, 1455 nt
Organism: Cygnus olor (mute swan)
Lineage: Eukaryota; Metazoa; Chordata; Aves; Anseriformes; Anatidae
Exons: 3
Coding region: 1-924 (307 amino acids)
Source: RefSeq, a predicted model, not a curated record
AUGAGAGUAGCACGCAUUGCCCCCUCUCACCCCGCUAUCUUCAGCCUGCGGUUCACCCACACGCACUUCGGGGCACCCCCGGAGCCACCCCGAGCAGCGCUGCAUCCGCCCCGUGUCUGCCGGGGGCAGGCCUGGCCUCGGCCCACCCGCAGCAGCUGCGUGGCGAGCCCUGCGUCUGCCCCGCCGCCUCCGGCACCCGACGGCUGCCUCUUCUCCGGCUGCCUCGUCCAGCAGCGGCGGUCGUCACUUCAAACCCCUAGGCCGGGGGGGCUGCUUGGGAAGGAGCUCGGCUCGCCACCACGGGUGGCUAACGGAGGUGACUUGUCCUGUACAGCAGCUACCUCAUCGGCGGGUGAGGGCCGGACAAGAACUGCAGGAAAGCAGAUUUGCCGAGUGACGUGCUCCCAGGAAGCCAGCUCCUUCCCUGCUCCGUCCGCAGGACACGCUGCUCAGCACCGCGGUGACACGGGCACGUCCAGCCAGGAGAAAACUGCCCCCAGCCCAUCUCUACACUACUGCUCGCAUGAAAUUCGGGGAGAGAGAAUGGCAGCCGAGGAGGAGGAGGGAGAAAAGCCACCUUUGCCAGAAGGGGAACUAUGCUGGCAUACCCAGUGUUUGCCAGGGGGCCCAGGGACCAUCCCCUACACCUUGGCAUCCUCCCUGUCUGAGCAGCCGUGCCACUCAGUUCUGCCUAUGCAAUUGGGACAGCCCAAGUGCACGAUGCUGGAAAUCCCAGUGCCACCAGACAUGGGCCAGGGCCCCAGGGUGGGAAGAGGGACACAGCACCUGGGUAGCACCACCGGGCGGCUAAGUCACCGGGAAGACAAGAUCGGUUUAUGUUGUUUCUACUUCAGCCUGGGCAGGGCUAGACUACAGCAAGUCUUGACAACCCUCCUUGUUCAAACACAGGUCUAUUUGCUUUAAUUAAGGUAAGCUAGGGAAAGAGUUAAAACUAUGAAAUUGUUGACUGAGAAUGCAUCUAUGCCCUAGUUUCCCUCUGUACUGCUCUCAUAGUACCCCCACCUGGAUAUUUCUUCUAUUAAAUACUUUACAUUUAGAGAGAGGAAGGGGUACUGAGGGUCUCAGCCCCACCUUCCAAUUUGGGGGACUGCUGUAACACACAAAACAAUGUCCCGUGCUAAUAUUAACCACGGGAAUUCAGCAGGCAGCCUCCAAACCACUAAUCUGAGCAUAAACCAGCUAUACCUCUGAGCAGCCCCACAAAGGCAAAGCAGGGGUAUUCACCAUCACUGACCUAGGUACACUUAUUGAAGUGUUAGUUGGGAAAUGCUACAGGUUCUUAACGUCGUUGUCUCCUGAAUGGUAGCAAAUCCAUACGUACAACGAUCGAGAUAGGUGUGCAAUCUGAUUGCUUUUAUUGAGUAAUAGUCUGAUAGCUACAAUGGUGAAUUAGAAGAAGAAGAAGAAGAAGAAAAAAAACACAAAAAACCAAUC